CUCCUUUAUAUAUUUGUAUCUGCCGCAUGAUCAAAGCUUUCAUUCUUGAGCUUCUUCUUUUGGUUCUGCUGAUGCAAGUCAUGAGUUCCUCACCGUUUUUAUCUCCCACCUUCAAUAACGGCGUAGCCGGAAAGUUCAGUCACGAUUUCGGACUUAAACUACGGCUCGAAGACGAGGAGCCUGAAAAGGAAGAAGAGAGAAUAAUCAGUCAGUCGGAAAUGAAAGAUGAAAAAGAAGCCGAAGUGGAAGAGGAAGCAGAAGAAGAACAAGAGGAGGAGGAGUUUUCAUUUGUUUGUUUAAAUCCCGAUGGAUCCCCGAUUUCUGCUGACGACUUGUUCCAAGACGGUCAGAUCCGUCCGGUUUUCCCGUUAUUCAACCGAGAUCUCCUCUUCACCGAUGAAAACGGAACAGUUUUGAAGACCGAAGAGGGUGACGUCGCUCUACCUCCUCAGGUGAGGAAGGUUUUCGUGGAAGAUUCACCGGACACGAUGUCAUCGUCGUCUAGCACGUCGGAACCGGCGGGGCCGUACUGCGAGUGGAGAGGCGGAAGGACCGCGGUGGAAGCCCCACCAGACACGUGUCGGAAGAGCAACUCGACGGGUUUCUCCAAGCUUUGGAGGUUCAGAGAUUUGAAGCUCCGGUGUAGUAGCGAUGGAAAAGACGCGUUCGUCUUCUUAAACCAGCCUCCGCCUUCUUCGUCGUCGAUAAAAACUGAAAAGAAAAAUGAAAAAGAAGAGAAAAAAUCGAAGGUGAAAGUAAGCGAAGAGAAACUCAAGGUAAAGCAAAACGGCAAAACGGCAUCGCCUUCGGCUCACGAACAGCUUUACGUUGAAAACAGAGCACAAAGGGAAGGAGUUAAACGGCGGUCGUAUUUGCCGUAUAAGCAGGUCGGAUUUUUCACUAACGUCAGCGGCUUGAGCAGAAAUGUUCAUCCAUAUUAGGUUUCUAAUUAAUUAAUUAAAUAAAUAAUCUUAAUUUUAUUAAUU
Messenger RNA from Hibiscus syriacus, 986 nucleotides. RefSeq lists its product as uncharacterized. The coding region runs from base 27 to 941 and encodes 304 amino acids. The transcript has a single exon. NCBI's taxonomy places the organism in Eukaryota, Viridiplantae, Streptophyta, Magnoliopsida, Malvales, Malvaceae. The record is from RefSeq and is a predicted model, not a curated record.